Jaminaea rosea is the source of this 2376-nucleotide messenger RNA. RefSeq names its product N2,N2-dimethylguanosine tRNA methyltransferase. Lineage: Eukaryota; Fungi; Basidiomycota; Exobasidiomycetes; Microstromatales. Gene Ontology annotation, biological process: tRNA N2-guanine methylation. The transcript is spliced from 2 exons. The coding region runs from base 47 to 2137 and encodes 696 amino acids. The record is from RefSeq and is a predicted model, not a curated record. Gene Ontology annotation, molecular function: RNA binding. Gene Ontology annotation, cellular component: nucleus.
CCCUCCGCCCCUCCCUCCAUCCUCACCUCCCGUCGUCUCGCCCAACAUGGCGCCCAACCCCAUCCCACUCUCCCCCGCACGCUUAGCAGCCUCACGCAUCCGGCUCCACGCAGGCGAGUCAGCCUUCCGUGAGAGCUCCGCCACGAUCGUCAUGCCUACCGCCUCUGCUGCGUUUCUCAACCCGGUCCAGGAGUUCAAUCGCGAUCUCAGCGUGCUGGCCAUUCGGGCGUGGAGCGAGAUGAUUGACGAGGACAUGAAGAGGAAAUGGACCGCCAGGAUGGAGAAGAAGAGGCUGAAUGGAGGGGUCAAUGGACAAGGUGGGAGGAAGAGGAGGGCAAAGGAUGCUGGCAAGGGUCAGGAGGAGGGUAGUAAGAAGGUCAAGGCGGACAACGGCGAACCUGAGGCACCAGUCGCAGAGUCAUCGGCCGCAGGAGCAGCGGCGGCGGCAGCAGCAGCAGCGGGAGCAGCAGGAGCAGCAGAAGCACCACCAUCGGCCGCUCCUCAGCAAACUGAAUCGGCUCCCCAAGCAAGCUCCUCAGGAUCGGCAGCAACACCACAAGUACAGGACUCCCUCGCAGCUCCAGCGCAAGAGGCUACCGCGCCUCGCUACUACCCCUUCCGCUUCACCGUCCUUGAAGCACUCUCUGCGACAGGCCUGCGAAGUAUUCGCUAUGCGCGGGAGAUCCCGCUCCUGAAGCACGUCAUAGCAAAUGAUCUCUCAGCGUCCGCAGUCGUGGCUAUGAAGCGCAAUGUGGCUCUCAACUUUCCCGCCGGGAGACCAAUCGAGGAAUGGGUGCCGGACAGGGAGGCCGAAGCCAACGAAGCGGCGCGCGAGCUCACCGAGGACGAGAUGAUGGAGCUCGAGAAUGGCGGCACUCUCGCUCAAGUAGACGCUACGCCCGCGCCCCCUCUCGAGAGCGAAUCCGAGGCUGCGUCCGCGUCCGCUGCCAUCCACCCAGACUGCAAGAUCAAAAUCAACGAGAGCGAUGCCCUCGACGUCAUGUACUCUCACCGACAUCCCGGCUUGCGCUAUCAAGUUGUGGACCUAGACCCAUAUGGAUCAGCCGGUCCCUUCAUCGACGGCGCCGUCCAGUCAGUAGCCGACGGCGGCCUCCUCUGUGUAACAUGCACAGACACCGCCGUCCUCGCCGCCAACAAUUACCCCGAGAAAGCCUUCGCCCUGUACGGCGGGAGCUGCACUCGCAACGAGUACUGUCACGAAGUCGCACUGCGCCUUGUCCUCCACUCCAUCUCAGCCGCCGCAGCAAAGUACGGUCGCCACAUCAAACCACUCCUUUCCCUCUCCAUCGACUUCUAUGUGCGCCUGUUCAUUCAGGUGGACACCGCCCCGAUCGAAGUGAAGCAGCUGGCAAGCAAGACGGGCUUGGUCUACACUUGCUCGUACUGCCACAACUUCCACGAGCAGCGCUUGGGCCGGUCGACGGAGACGCACGGCAAAAAGGGCGGGGCGACGAUCAAGUAUCAGAAUGGGGGCGGGCCGCCAGCUGCCAUGGCGGCGGGUGGCCGAUGCGAAGAGUGUGGGUCCUCUUACCUUGCUGCGGGGCCGAUGUGGCUGGACCCCAUCCACGACCCAGACUUUGCGAACCGCAUCCUUGAAGUGCUUGAGCGCGACCCUAGCCGCUCCAAGACGGCACCACGUAUCCGCGGUAUGGUAGGGACGGCAGCGCGCGAGAUUGCGGAUUCGCCCUUCUACUUUGUUCCAGCCAAGGUGUCCGGCUUGAUGCACGCAGAAUCGCCUCCUUUCGUCGCGGUGGCAUCAGCGCUGCUCAAUGCCGGCUUCUCCGUCUCACGCUCGCACUGCCAGCCCGGCUCGAUCAAGACGAAUGCUAGCCGCGCACAAUGCUACGACAUCUGGCGGGCCUGGAUCGACCAGGGCCACCCAGUCAAGGUUGAAGGGAUGGCGGAGGGGUCCCCCGCGAAGAAGUUGGUAACGAAGGAGCGCGGCGAGCUGGCAGGGAAAGUGAAUUUUGAGGAGCAUCCAGAGGCGAGGAAGCUUGCGGCAAAGGACGAUACGGGCAAGGCGGUCCGCUAUCAGCAGAACCCCUUGCCCAACUGGGGCCCAGGGACAGCGGCCAUCCGCCCAGCCAAGGGGAGCAAGCCGCAGGAGAAGAAGUAGGCGACGCGAGCACUGGCUGCGACGCGGCGCAGCGUCAUCAUUGUGUCAAUGCGACAGCGGGCGUCAUUGGAUGGCCACAUCUGUACCUCGUCGCCUUUGCACGUCACGGAGCAAAAGACAACGAAGCGAGCGGGAGUGUUCUCUGGGUCUCUCUGUAGCAUCGGCCGCUUGAUCCCGAAUGAUCGAUGUCGAUGUCUCGCGAUGCCUCGCGAUGCCUACGAUGCCUCACGAUAAUGUCU